Ambispora gerdemannii is the source of this 375-nucleotide messenger RNA. Lineage: Eukaryota; Fungi; Glomeromycota; Glomeromycetes; Archaeosporales; Ambisporaceae. The record is from the annotation of a GenBank genome assembly.
AUGUCCCGCGAUUUCAAGUCUCAAAACAAAACGAAAAGCCGGGAAAAAACACCAGCUGCGAUUGGUAUAGCCAAUAUAUAUUAUAAAGAUAAGCCACAAGAAAUUCAAUCGAAUACGACGUAUUAUGGAAUUGACAAUGCGAUUAGAAUGAAAAGUGAUGAGAGAAUUGACCUCGUAAGAAUAUUUGACAAUGAUUCAAUAGCAACAUCGGUGGCACUUGCUAUUGAAAUCGGUAGAUCUGAUUGUGCUAGUGCAGCAUUAUCAGACGAAGCACCGCGCCUUUGUAACCACUUAACUUUUUCCGUUUUCAUUUCUGGUGAUACUUCCGCCAACACAUUUCAAUACCAAUUUGCGCUGCAAUUGCCUUCGCCGUGA